CAAACGCGGGUACCAUAUUCUGUGAGAGUACAGACGUUAAAAUAUAUUCGGGCGAAUGGGAAUGCAUGGUCAGCUGUCGUCAAGAAUCUAAUCGGUGAAAUGCUUAGACGCAUCGCUUUGGUACCCACCAAGUUGCUCAACACACGGCGUAAUCAACGCGAUAAACUCGUCAUGAGCAAAAUGUCUACGCUACAGGCGGAAGCUGUCUUUAUUUCCAUCGUGAAAUUGAUAAUUCUUGCAUUUAUAUGGGCGCCAGCGCUUCCUGUUUAUGACAACUUUGUCAUGCCAAUUACUUUUGAUUUCCCUGACACUGCCGGCAUAAGCUGGAAUAAUGAUGGUACUCAACUAAGAUCAGCAAAAGACGCGUUUCGGAAGGUGAUGGCCGACGAAAAGGAUUCCGAGAAUGAAAGUGAAGAUGAUGAAGGUGAUGGUUCUCCACUACCCUUUAAUAUAGAUGGACUUGACAGUAACUUUGAUGGGAUAACGAAUGAAGAUGACGCAGUUGUUGCUGAAGAGGAGGAGGAGGAAGAAGAUAGUUUUAGACUUGGCACAAUUACAAACAAAACCAGCAAAUCUAAAAACAUUGAGAACGAUAGAACAGAUUGCGAAGAGACUAUGGCCGAAGACAGUAUUUCAAAAAGUCAUGAAAAUAAGACAGCGUUACAAAUAAUAGAGCAUGGACAUGGAUGA
Messenger RNA from Paraglomus occultum, 690 nucleotides. Lineage: Eukaryota; Fungi; Glomeromycota; Glomeromycetes; Paraglomerales; Paraglomeraceae. The record is from the annotation of a GenBank genome assembly.